This is a messenger RNA of Phyllopteryx taeniolatus (common seadragon), 1557 nucleotides long. RefSeq lists its product as uncharacterized. NCBI's taxonomy places the organism in Eukaryota, Metazoa, Chordata, Actinopteri, Syngnathiformes, Syngnathidae. Bases 87 to 1007 code for a protein of 306 amino acids. The record is from RefSeq and is a predicted model, not a curated record. The transcript is spliced from 7 exons.
ACCACGUACACUUCCUGUCUGUCCGACGAUCACAAACACCCAAGGACGGAUUUGCAUGAAUCAGUUGCAAUUUACCGGUAGUGAAAAUGAGGGACAUCGUUGUACCCCGAAUCUUUGUAAUCGUCUUAUGUGCGGUGGUUUUCGUCGCAGUUUUGGUGGUGAACGGCUUUGCAGGGGCGGGUAGAGGUUCCUUCCAUUCCUCAACAGGUAAUGUGUCAGCGCGUUAUGAGACGGACAUCACCCCUGCUGGCUGGACUUUCUCCAUUUGGGGUGUUAUUUAUACCUGGCUCUCCUUAAUGGUCAUAUAUAUCACUUUAUAUGUGUUCAGAGGAUCCUGGGCUCAUUGUCUGCUGCCGUACGCCUUCUAUUUCUUCUGGCUCUUCAACAUGGUGCUAAAUAUGAUAUGGCUGCUGUUGUGGGAUAGAGAGUUGAUGCUGUCAGCGCUGGUUUUAUUGAUCCUGAUCGUGAUUUCCAACUACAGUGCGUUGAGUAUCUGUUGCUUUGCCACAGAUUACUACGGACUCUGGCUAAAGACAUAUUAUCCCAAAGAUCUGACCUGUAUCACAGUUUUGGUCCAGAAUGGUUUGGCUCUCUACGCCACAUGGACGUCCAUUGCUUCUUUGAUCAACUUCACUUUAGUUCUUCAAUUGUGGGGUGUGGUCCGGAGCACAGCAGCAACAGUGUCCCUUUGCCUCCUCUUUGCUGAGCUCGUCGGAUGGUUUAUACUUGAAAACUGGGUACUGGAUCGCUGGGUGCGCAACAUUCUGACAGUGUACCCCGUUGUGAUCGUGGCGCUGUUUGGAAAUGUCUUCAAACAUUUUGACCCAGCGGGCCCCAGCCCAAAUGUCAUCUUUACGGUUAAUCUCCUGGUGUUGACAUGUAUCCUGCUGGUUUUCCGAGUCUGUAAUGUCAUCUGGAGAAACAGGAGGAGACCCCUCUUCGCUCCAGGGUCAACGCGGCUGCUGAUUUCACCCCUCGAUGGAAGCAAAUUUAAGAUCUUAUCCUAAAGAAGGAAUCUUGUUGUUUCCUUCAGACCACUCGACACGUACGGUCAACCCCCUUUCGACGUGCUAUUAAUGCGCAGCGCCAAUUAAAUGGCAUUCGCUUGAUACUUCAAGAUCUAAGAACGGAAAAAAAUACAGUGCCUUAAAAUGGGAUCACCAAGGAGGUGGAUAAAGUCAUUUAUGCUCUGUCUACUAAAAUGCUACACCUUGUCCAAGCUAAUGUAUAGUAUAUUAAAAUGUACUGUAUACUGAGCAGCAUCGUGCUCAAUGAAAUUAUACUUUCCUAAAGUAUUUCUUUUUUAUAGGCUAAUACAUUUAAGUAUUAAGGUCAACAUGGUCGUAUUUUCUACUGAGCUGUUUGCCAAUGUUAAGAUUGCAUUUCUACCAAUUAUAGUAUCGUGUUUUUAAAUGGCAGAUUUUGUGUACCUAUUCCAUUCCGAUUGUUACGUUAAAGUACCGUAUCACUCCUGACAAACGGGACAGCAUUGUGUCGCCUGUACCUUACAAUACUGCUAUGACUUUACCCCAAUAAAAAAAGGAUCCCACUAUGAAA